AUGUCAACGAAAAAUGCUUAUGAAGAGAUUGAUGAAGCACAAGAAGAUCACUACCAGACAAGUGGACGAAUUGAAUUACCAGCCAGUACAGAUGUCAAGUUGAGUGAAAACGAUAAGCAGUUCGAACACAUAGAAAUGGUGGGAGUUGCACGACGUUCGCUCGAUGUUGUCACAGAGCCGAUAGUAAAAAAUGAGCGUUUGGUAGAGAACGUCUUUGGUAAACUGAAAUUAACAAAUUGGAGUAUGUUUGGCACCAAUGAUGAUGAAACUAAUCCAAUCAGGGGUUAUGCUAGUCAGCCUGUAUUGCCGCUUUCGAAAGCAUGCGAUCCACUGAAAGAGAUUCUGUACGAAUUGUCACGUUAUGUUGAUCUGGCAUUACAAGAAACACCGGAACAACCACCAGAUGGAUUAACUGUCGAUGAAAGUGCUGCUAUUCGUCUUUACACAAUCGAGUGGGACGCACCACAUCGAAGUCUUUAUUCGAUGCUCAAUUCCAAUUUGAAAAAAGCUAAUCGCGAAGAUCUUCUACCCUAUUCCAAGUACCUUAAACUAUUCAUCAGUGCUCUGGCUAAAUUGCCGUGCAUUCCAUCUUUGACUGUCUGGCGAGGUGUGACCAAAGAUUUGACAGCUGAUUUUCCACCAGGUACUCGAGUGACAUGGUGGUCAUUCUCUUCAUGUACAACCGAAAUGACUGUGCUGGAGAAUAAUAUGUAUCUGGGUCGUGAAGGUGACCGAACACUUUUCUCAGUCGAAGCCAUCAAUGGUCGAUCGAUACGAGAUCAUUCGCAUUUUGUUACUGAAGAUGAAAUUAUUCUUCUUCCUGGCACACAUAUGAUUGUUCAAUCACAACUUAGCCCAGCAUCCAAUCUGUACAUCAUUCAUCUGAAACAAGUGAAACCCGACAACGAACUAUUAGAACUACCAUUCGAAGGUGCGCAUCUCUUUCCCGAAGAAAUACAUCCUUGGUACUGGAAGAAAAGAUUCACGAUUCCAAUUCUCCUGUUGGUACUUGUAAUCAUUGCAGGCAUAGUUCUUGGUGCUGUCCUAGGCACAAGAACAACUUCAACCAUCACUCUUAAACCAUGCAACAAUCCAUUGCAAUCAUUUGAUUAUAUCACAAUUGGACGACAUCCAUCAUCAGUCGUACUGGGCCAUUUCAGAAACAACACUUAUAUGGAUGCAGCAAUAACAGUUACCGAUGAAAAUGAUGUCAUUAUCCUUCUAGGUGAUCCAGUGGAUAUUCUUCGUACUUCUAAGAUCGCCACAGGCGUGUUACCAAUGUUUAUUAUAGCAGCUGAUUUUAAUAAUGAUACCAUCCAAGAUCUCGCAUUCGUCAAUAAUGGUGAUGACACGGUCACCAUAGCAUUAGGUGUAGGAAAUGGACUUUUUCCAGAAAAGAAAACCUAUUCAGUGGGUACUUCACCUUCCUGUCUGUUAUCAGCUGAUUUUAACAAAGACAAAAAAUUAGAUUUAGUCAUAGUGAGCCAAGAUACGAAUACCGUUGACGUGCUACUUGGUGAUGGAUUGGGAGGGGUUAAAGCUUCGACGAACAAUUCAGUUGGUUAUUUUCCAUCGAUUAUAAUAUCAGCCGAUUUUAAUCAUGAUAGCAACUUAGAUUUAGCAGUUACCAAUACUUUUGAUAAUACUCUCAGUGUGUUGCUGGGCAAUGGUGACGGAACUUUUCAGACUCACGUCACUUAUUCCACAGGUUCGUCGCCAAUAUCUCUCUUAUCGGCUGAUUUCAAUAGCGAUAAUAAUCUGGACAUAGCUGUAACGAAUAGUAAGAACAGUUCGAUCAGUAUUUUACUUGGCAUGCAAAAUGGAACCUUUCAUCAACAAGUGAUGUUUGUAACAGGUUCUUAUCCUGUUUCGAUCGGGGCUGCUGAUUUUAAUAAUGACAAUAAUACAGAUUUGGUAGUAGUGAACGGCGAAGAAGAUACUGUCAGUACUCUGUUUGGCUCUGGAGACGGAAGUUUUCACACUCAAAUCAAGUAUGCAACGGGUGACAAUCCGGUGUAUUUGACGGUCGGUGAUUUCAAUAACGAUGGUAGCACAGAUCUAGCAGUUCUUAACAACGGAGAUGCUACUGCGAGUAUGUUUUUCGGUCAGGCGAAUGGAACUUUGACAUUUAUACAAGCAUACAGUACUGGUAACUCUCCAGUUCUUUUCGCUGUUGCCGAUUUCAAUAGUGAUAGUAAACUAGAUUUCGCUGUCGUCGAACAAAGCGACAGUACUAUUAGUGUAUUGCUCGGUAGGGGACGUGGAGUGUUCCAGAUUGCGCUCAAUUAUACUGUUGGCAGCAAUCCAUCCUCGAUCAUCUCAGUCGAUUUGAAUAAUGACAACAAACAGGAUUUAGUUACAGUCAGUACUAAUGGCAGUACUAUCAGUAUACUCUACGGACAUGGUGACGGAUUUUUCAACUCACCUGUGAACCUUACAGUUGGUAGUUCACCAACUGCUGCUAUAUCAAUGGAUCUCAAUAAAGACGGGUACAUGGAUCUCGCAGUGGCAGACAAAGGCGAGAAUACUGUUUGCAUACUUCUGAACAAUGGUAAUAAGACUUUCUAUACGUUCCUGAAUUAUACAGUUGGUGAUUGGCCAUCUUCUCUCAUAGCAUCGGAUUUUAAUAGCGAUGGAAAAAUAGAUUUAGCUGUAACCAGCAAGGAAGAAAAUAUCGUUAGUGUUAUACUGAAUAAAGGGGACAAUACUUUUUAUUCCGCAAUUAAUUAUACAGUGGGUAAAUCACCGUCCUGUGUUGUAUCAGCUGAUUUAAAUAAAGAUUCCCAUGCCGACUUAAUAGUAACUAAUUAUGGUCAAAAUACGAUCAGCAUUCUAUUCAAUGAUGGCACUGCAACUUUUCACACUGCAAAAACUUUUACUGUUGGCAGAUAUCCAGUAUCUGUAGUAGCAGUUGAUUUCAAUAAUGAUCAAUGUAUGGAUUUAGCAGUGGCAAACAGUGGUAGCAAUAGUGCAAGUAUUCUACUGGGUAAUUGUGAUGGAACCUUCCUACCUCAAGUAAAAUAUACAUCGGGAAUCGUUCCGACGGGUCUAGCAUCAGGUGACUUAAACAAUGACCAGCGACCGGAUCUUAUUGUGACAAACGGCAAAUCGAAUGAUGCGUAUAUUUUUCUGAAUACUUGCGCGAACUAG
This is a messenger RNA of Adineta ricciae, 3150 nucleotides long. NCBI's taxonomy places the organism in Eukaryota, Metazoa, Rotifera, Eurotatoria, Adinetida, Adinetidae. The record is from the annotation of a GenBank genome assembly.